ACCAACUUUCGAAAUCAAUUGAAGCUUUUUAGCGCGCAGAAAUGGACAGUCGAGCUCGGAAUUUGCUAGAUGAAGCCCUAGGGCUGGACCAGCUGACCCAAUCGAAGUCGCCUCUUGGCGGGAAAGCAGUUCUGAUCGAGGACUGCGUAGAGACGAGCGGCUCCUUCGUUCUUCACCAGCUUAUCAAACGCCUGCUUACUGCAACUUCCAACUCCUCCAAUGUCGUCCUCUUCCUCGCCUUCGCCAACCCUUUCUCCCACUACGACCGCAUUCUCCGAAAACUCGGCUGCAAUCUAGCUGCCCAGAGAGAGAAGGGUAGGUUCAUUUUCGUUGACAUGCUUAAUGUUCAGUGCCCAGUUGGAGAAGAAGGAAAAGCUGGUGGUGGUAGAAGUGGGUUGUUUGCCUUGUUUGCAAACAUCACUAAAGUCUUGAAUUCCUUGCCUGAAGGCAACAGGAAGUGUCUCACGAUCGUGAUAGAUGAUGUUUCUCUGAUAGAGGUGGCUGCACAUGGAUCUUCGGAUCAUGUUCUGGACUUCCUGCACUAUUGCCAUGCUCUAACAUCAAACCACCAUGGAUGUUCGUUGGUCAUGCUUAAUCACGACGACUUCUACUCGAGCAUGGACAGGCCGGUGUUUCUAAAACAGAUGGAGUAUGCUGCAGAUGUUUUGGUAAAGGUGAAACCUUUAGCCACUGGUUUGGCUGCUGAUGUCCAUGGACAGAUGACCGUGUUGAACAGAGAUCAGUGCAACAGGAGAGGAAGCUUGAAUAACAGAAUGAGCAAUUUCCAGUUCCGGAUCAAGGAAAACAGUGUCGAGUACUUCUAUCCUGGAGCUCGAACUUGAAAGAGCCUAUAGGUCAUUUGUGUCUAGGAGCUAGAAACUUCUCAACGUGGGACAAUUCUUUUAGCUUACAGGAGUAGAUGAGCUUAUUCUCAUGGGGGAAGAACCCCAUCAGAGAGCAGGGAUGAUUGGAUUCACCUGCAUCAGAUCGUUAGGGUUCUAAAUCUUUUCCCUUCAUGCCUACCGUUCUUUUUCUGUUCAAAUUUGUAACGAGAUUGGCAUUCGUCAACUUCCUCUCCAGUUGAACUCUCUUCAGCUUCUUGCUUAAUCAUGUUGGAGAUCGAUUACAAGUGAAG
Messenger RNA from Linum tenue, 1135 nucleotides. Lineage: Eukaryota; Viridiplantae; Streptophyta; Magnoliopsida; Malpighiales; Linaceae. The record is from the annotation of a GenBank genome assembly.